GUUGUAAUUACUGAAAACAUGCUGAGGAACAAGAAAAAAAACAACCAGCUAGCUCCCAUGUUCCCGUAAACAACUGCGAAGACAACGUUAAUUGGUUAUGAACUGUAAUAUAUUUCGCACUGUACAGCUGGUUAAUGAUUUUUCUUUAAGCACUGCCGUGUAGCUAUAGCAGAUCUAGUUUUAUAUCACGUCUUUGGUGACGACAAAUACAGACGGGUCAUCAGUCCGUGUCUGAGUCCAAUGGAUCAGUGUGUGAACGUAGAACGGGAGUUGGAGAAAGUGCUCCAGAAAUUUUCGAGCUAUGGGCAACACUGCGAUAGGACACUAGAGGAACUAGUGGAUUACACCAGUGGACUCAAACAGGAAAUUUUACAGACAAGCGGUGAAGAGCAGGAGCUCCCGGGCACAUUGUCACUGGUGCUAUCCCAGUGCUGUAAGAGGGUAAAGGAUACUGUUCAGAAACUGGCCUCCCACCAUAAGGACAUCCACAGUAGUGUGUCCCGUGUGGGGAAGGCCAUUGACAAGAACUUGGACUCAGAUCUGGGCAGUGUCGGGAUGGAGGCGUGUUGGCAAACGGAGAGCCAGAGGGUGCUCAGUGAAGUCAUGGUGGAGCACUUUUUUCGUCAGGGAGUCCUGGAUGUAGCUGAGGAGCUGUGCCAGGAAGCUGGACUUUGCAUUGAUCCAAGUCAGAAGGAGCCUUUUGUGGAACUGAACAGAAUACUAGAAGCUCUUAAAUUGAGAGAUCUCAGACCUGCAUUAGAGUGGGCGGUGGAGAACAAGGAGAUGCUCAUGGCCCAGAACAGCUCCCUGGAGUUCAAGCUGCACAGGCUGAAUUUCAUUAGACUGCUGAUGGGAGGAACAGCCAAUCAGAGAGAGGCACUUCAGUAUGCUAAAAACUUUCAGCCUUUUGCUCUCAACCACCAAAAAGACAUCCAGGUGUUGAUGGGGAGCUUGGUGUACCUGCGGCAGGGGAUAGAGAACUCGCCCUAUGUCCACCUGCUGGAUUCCAACCAGUGGUCAGACAUCUGUGACAUCUUCACCCGAGAUGCCUGCUCACUGCUGGGCCUCUCAGUGGACUCCCCCCUCAGUGUCAGUUUUUCAGCAGGCUGUGUUGCCCUGCCUGCCCUGAUCAACAUUAAAGCAGUCAUUGAGCAGCGACAGUGCAUAGGCGUGUGGAACCAGAAAGAUGAAUUGCCUAUAGAGGUGGACCUGGGGAAGAGGUGCUGGUACCACUCGGUGUUUGCCUGCCCCAUCUUGAGACAGCAGACCACAGACAGCAACCCACCCAUGAAGCUGGUGUGUGGACACAUCAUCUCCAAGGAUGCCCUCAACAAAAUGAUCAAUGGAAGCAAGUUGAAGUGCCCAUACUGUCCAAUGGAACAGGUACCAGCAGACGCAAAGCAAAUCUACUUCUGAAGGACGGUCAGGAAUUUGGCAGUCCUCUGAAGUGUUUGCGUGUGUGUGUGUGUGUGUGUGUGUGAAUGUGUGUUGUACUGCAGGGUGUUCAUUUUGGAAAAUGUGCCAAUAUGUAGAAACACUGACACGCUGCAGAUUUGGAGAGAGACAUAGUGACUGUAUUAUGCUUCUUUUAUACAAUUAUCUGAAGAGGCCACACCAGCGCUCAAUGUCUUUGGCCGGUUUAUUUAGUGAAAGAUAUGUAUUAUUUUCUAUUAUUUUUUCUCUUCUUGAAAUAUCAGUGUAUCAUCAUAUUGAUAUGUUUGUAUGUCAACUGUUGGGAAAUUUGCUGUGGAAUGUGUUUCUUUUUUCUUCUAAAAAUGUAUAUAAAUUUGCCUAAAUGGAUAUGUAGCUACUACUACUACUGGUUUGCAUUUCUAUUUUUAAUUGAAAACAAGUUGUGUACAGAGACAAGUGGAAAUGGCCAUCUCUGGGCCUGAGCUAUUUAAAACGCAUUGCUAAUUUAUAUUGUUUAAUUGUGGAGGUGUGGCAAGAAUUGUUUCUUUGCUUUAAUGAUUAUUGUUUUGUGUAAUGCAAUAUUUAGUAAAUACAGACAGGGACAAUAUUUUCUCCUAGUUUCUGUUGGUUUUGGAAAUAAAGCACUGAAACAAA
Molecule: messenger RNA, 2067 nt
Organism: Anguilla rostrata (American eel)
Lineage: Eukaryota; Metazoa; Chordata; Actinopteri; Anguilliformes; Anguillidae
Product: E3 ubiquitin-protein ligase RMND5A
Exons: 10
Coding region: 241-1416 (391 amino acids)
Biological process (GO): proteasome-mediated ubiquitin-dependent protein catabolic process
Cellular component (GO): GID complex; cytoplasm; nucleus
Molecular function (GO): ubiquitin protein ligase activity
Source: RefSeq, a predicted model, not a curated record